Engraulis encrasicolus (European anchovy) is the source of this 7164-nucleotide messenger RNA. It is a transcript of the gene usp8, whose product is annotated as ubiquitin specific peptidase 8. Gene Ontology annotation, molecular function: cysteine-type deubiquitinase activity. Gene Ontology annotation, cellular component: dendritic spine; midbody; cytosol. The transcript is spliced from 19 exons. The coding region runs from base 627 to 3890 and encodes 1087 amino acids. The record is from RefSeq and is a predicted model, not a curated record. Gene Ontology annotation, biological process: protein K48-linked deubiquitination; Ras protein signal transduction; endosome organization. NCBI's taxonomy places the organism in Eukaryota, Metazoa, Chordata, Actinopteri, Clupeiformes, Engraulidae.
ACAGGGCUAAUGACUCUAGCUCGAGUACAUGCCCAGAACUUGUGGUUCACGCACCCCAUGAUGUCAUGUUAGAAGGACUGCUUUCUGUACGAUGAUCACAGAAAUAUAGAGCUAUAUGUGUCUGUCACAGAGAUGGUCAGUAAUGCUAAAAGGUUAGAAGGAAGUUUCUGUAUAGUAUGGUAGUGAUUGGGAUUGUGUGAUUACACUGUUUGUAUAUGAAGGAGGACAGUAGCUGUUAAUCACAAUUAUCCCAAGCCUGUUAGGUCCAUAGAAUGUAGGAUACAUGGGUCGGUUUUGACAAGAGUUAGUUUUAUGUCAACGCUGUUUCCCCUGGUUUACCAGUGUCGCGUUUGGAUCUUGUAUUAUUUAUGGAAAGCUGCUUUGUUAAGUGUCACCUAUUGCACGUUGUUAAUUUAUAAUCUGCUGGGUCAACAGUCUCCCGCAACGCACUGUCAACAUAGUACAGCUUGUGAUAUUCUGACGCCCCUCGAGUGAAGGGUACAGGAACCGUUCCGGGGGAUUCAACUGUUGGAGCAACAAAAUAAAUCUGAGCCAUGACAUUGAGGAGGAGCAUGUGAGAGCAUCGACUUCUGCAGGUAAAUGUGAAUCUCAAUUUGUCUGCCAAGAUGCCGGCUGUUUCCACGGGGGCAAAAGACCUCUACCUGGCAACGUCACUGGGCGACCUUAACAAGAAAGCAGAGUUCAAGCCGGAGAAAGCCAGCACACGGCACUAUGUCCAGAGUGCCUGCAAGAUGUUUAAAGCGGCAGAGGAGUGCCGACUGGAUCGGGAUGAAGAGAAAGCCUAUGUUUUGUACAUGAGGUACCUAGCAGUGUAUGAUGUAAUCAAAAAGAGACCUGACUUCAGGCAGCAGCAGGAUUAUUAUCUGUCCAUGCUUGGGCCGUCAAGCUUCAAAAAAUCAAUUGAAGAAGCCGAGAAGUUGUCCGAUAGCCUGAAGCUCAGAUAUGAGGAAGCGGAGGUGCGUAAAAAACUAGAGGAGAGGGAGAAACAAGAAGAGAGGAGAAAAAGGGAGGAAAAGCAAGAGAAGGACGUGGGACGAACUGUAUCGAAAGGGCCAGCCGAUUCCACCAAGGACAACACGAAGGUGAAAGCAGAACAGAAUGAGGCAAAACAUGUACCAUCCAAAGCUGCGGUGCCAAUGGGAGGCAUCUCGCCCGAGAAGCUCUAUAGCAUGAUGGUGGACCCAAGUCUCAGUGUCAUUGUCAUGGACGCCCGGAGCCAGCGGGACUUUGAGGAAUCCCGAAUCCAAGUGCCAGCACAGGCCUGUGUCAGCGUUCCAGAGGAGGCCAUCUCGCCAGGGAUAACUGUGAACCAGAUUGAGGUGAAGCUUCCGGAGUCUUCUAAAGAGCUGUGGAAGCGCAGGGGGUUUGUGGACUACAUAGUCCUGCUGGAUUGGUCCAGCUCUGUCACAGACCUGAAGCUGGGGACCACUCUGCAGAGCCUGAAAGAUGCCCUUUACAAGUGGGACAGUACCACCAUCCUGCGUAGUGAGCCCAUGGUAUUGGAGGGCGGCUACGAGAGCUGGCUGCUCUUCUACCCCAUGUACACCACCAACGCCAAGGUGAAGCCGCCCAGGCAGCAGGCCCUCAGCACCAUGCCACAGCUGAACUUCAGCUACCCGUCCCUGGAGGAUCCUAAGCCCCCGGUGGUGGUCGCCCAGCCCCAGCAGCCAGUGCAGGUGAACGGGAGGCCGGCGGAUGAGGCCCCCCCUCUAGAGCCCGCGGCUCCAGAGCCCUCCACUGUGGCGCUCCACCCCGACACUCUGGACGGGCCUGGGCCUGGGCCUGGUCCAGCAGGGUCCACAGAGACCAAGAGAGCCACGCCGUCAGCACAGACUGGCCCAACGGUUAAAUCAACUCCUCAGUUCGAUCGCACUACAAAGCCUUCCGUCAAAGUGUCAGACGGCUCGAGGCCCUCCAGCGCCCCCUCUCAGCAGCCCCAGAAUGGACCGGUGAUGCCGCAGCCAAACCGCUCCGUCAAGCCCACCUUUGGCCCCUCGUCCCAGUUGUCGGAGGAGGAGCUCAGCCAGAUCCACGCAGAGGCCGCCAGCGUCGGAGACAAGGCCCGUCGCGAGAUGGAGCAGCGCAAACGCGCCCAAGAGGAGGUGGAGCAGCAGGAGGAGGAGGAGUGGCGACGGAGGCAGGAGAAGGAGGAGGCGGAGAAGAGGAGACAAGAGGAGGAGGCCGCUGCCGUAAAGGCUGCUGCACUGGUGGCCGCAGCAGAGGAGGAGGAGAGGAGGAAGAGGAGGCAGGAGAGGGGCAAGCUGGAGAGGAAGAGGGCGGAGGAGGAGGAGGACAAGGUUGGGGAGCAGAGGGGUGGAGCGCUGGGGUACCGCGCCCAGAAUGGAGAGCCUCCGCACCCCAACAGCGUCUCGCUGGACUCACACGUACCCAAUAAUGUGGUGAAUGAGAUCAAGCGCGAGCCUCUAACCAGAGCACGCAGUGAGGAGAUGGGACGCACUGUUCCCGGCCUGCCCAUCGGCUGGAUGAAGUUCCUGGACACGGUGACGGGCACGUACCGCUACUACCACUCUCCGACCAAUCGCGUGCACUUGUACCCUCCCGAGGUGAGCGUGCCCCAAACGCCCCCGUCGACGCCCAAACAGCAGCAGAAGCCGGCGGCGCAGCCCAAGGUUCCAGAGGUGGAACGCGAGCGCGAGCAGUCCAAGCUCAAACGCUCCUACUCCUCUCCAGACAUCACCCAGGAGCUGCAUGAAGAGCCACCGAGGAAGCCAGCACCCAUCCCCACCAUUAACAGGGACACCAAGCCUAUAACUGCUAACACGUACGCUAAGGUUGAGAUCGCCAGGCCGUCGGCAGCCAAGAUCCGGAGCCUGAACCCGACGUUCGGAGGGCUGGGGCCAGCCCUGACGGGGUUGAGGAACCUGGGAAACACCUGCUACAUGAACUCCGUACUGCAGUGCCUCUGCAACACGCCCGUCAUGGCCGACUACUUCAACAAGAACGGAUACCAGGAGGACAUCAACCGAGCCAACAUCCUGGGCCACAAAGGAGAGGUGGCGGAGGAGUUUGGCGUGAUCAUGAAGGCUCUGUGGUCGGGCCAGUAUAAGUGCAUCACGCCUCGCGACUUCAAGAACACCAUCGGCAAGAUUAACGAUCAGUUCUCCAGCUACGAGCAGCAGGACUCCCAGGAGCUACUGCUCUUCCUCAUGGACGGCCUCCACGAGGACCUCAACAAGGCGGACAACCGCAAGCGCUACAAGGAGGAGGCUAACGACCACCUGGAUGACGUGCGCGCGGCGGAGCUGGCCUGGAGCAAGCACAAGCUCCUCAACGCCUCCAUCAUAGUCUCGCUGUUCCAGGGCCAGUUCAAGUCCACCGUCCAGUGCCUCACCUGCCACCGCAAGUCACGCACCUUUGAGGCCUUCAUGUACCUCUCCCUGCCCCUGGCAUCCACCAACAAAUGCAGCCUGCAGGAUUGCCUGAAGCUGUUCUCCAAGGAGGAGAAGCUGACGGAUGCAAACAAAGUGUUCUGCAGACACUGCAAGGCCCACCGGGACUCCACUAAGAAGCUGGAGAUAUGGAAGGUGCCGCCCAUCCUCCUCGUCCACCUCAAAAGGUUCUCGUAUGAGGGCCGUUGGAAGCAGAAGCUGCAGACCACAGUGGACUUCCCCCUGGAGUGCCUGGACCUCUCGCAGUACGUCAUCGGCCCCAAGCCCAGCCAGAAGGGAUACAACCUGUUUGGCGUGUCGAACCACUACGGCGGUCUGGACGGUGGCCACUACACGGCGUACUGCAGGAACCACCCCAAGCAGCGCUGGUUCAAGUUCGACGACCACGAGGUGUCCGACCUGUCCCCCAGCUCCAUCAAGUCCUCUGCGGCCUACAUCCUCUUCUACUCCUCCCUGUGAACUGAAGCCAAGACUGGAAUUGAUGCAUAACGCCGACUACCGUACGGCAAGCGAUGACGAGGAAGAAAAAAAGCUACUGUGAAGUGACGGAUGGUUGAUGAUGAAGUUUCAAUGCAUGUGAGCAAAGCUGCUACUUAUGAGGAUGACGAAGAAGGGUCGAGUUGAGUUGGGAGUUGAGAGUCGGGGGUUUGUUGUUUGAAGGCAGGAGAGCCUUCACAUAAGGGGCCCUGUUUGUGCAUUUGGAGUCGGUUGGCCUUUAGAUCUGGAGGGAUUGAAGAUUUAAUCAGAGGGACUGAGGUUUGGGUGGAGAAACCACCAACCAGGUCACCCGAGUUACUUACAGCUCAUCCUGCUAGAGGAGUCACCUGCGUUAGACGUCGAUUAUCGCUUCAUCUCUUUACAACACUGCAACGGUUGUAGGACACUACGGAGGAAGAGGAGAAGGAGAUGAUGAAGAAAGAGAAACAAAAAGGGGAGGAUCUUCUCUCUCUUCUACAGCGGAGGGGCGAUGGUGGCAUUGGUAGUGGUGGUCAAGGACCUGUCUUUCUAGCGCUUUGUAGUCAGCCUGCAGAGUCUGUGCUCUGCGCAGGUCUUUCAACUGACUGACCGUCCAUCCACUCACCACAGCUGAAACCUCCAUGCGGCACCCUUAACUGAACUCUGUUCCUAUGUGUGAUGGCCUUCUUUUUUUGCAUUAACUUACCUUUUAAGCUCCAUGGAGAUAAAAAACAAACAAACAAACGAAAUUAGUAAAGACUUUAAUGUGUACAUACAUAGAGAUUGCUAACCUUCGCACAUGUACAUAUGAUAACCGAGGAAGAGGUGUUUAUUUAUUUAUGAAGUGACCAAAUCUGUUUAAAAAAGAGAACACGUAGCCUGCUAAAGCUUGUUUUGCUUUUCGGCUUUCAAAGCCAAGUCAGAGACCGGUACCAACAAGCGCACUCUCUCUCAUUCUCACACAAGGGCAAUCUGACUGUGAGGCCUGAAUUUAAUUAGAAUUUUUUAGCUACUGGUACUUUUUUUGUUUUCUGAGCCACUGCGAUUUCGUUUGUACCAUUCCAUGACCAUCCAUUUUAAACACUGCCAUUAGGUUUAGAUGCACUUUUAUUACUUUUUUUGAACCUCUAAAAAUAAAAAAUAUACUGUGUACUGUACACGGAGGAUAAUUUUGGGAGGAAAAUAAUUCAGCUUACUCAAUUAGAAUCCAAUAUAAAGAACAGACAGUGCAAUACUAAAUCGGAAGGGGGCCAAUAAUGUGUUGCCAUAGAUAUAGAACACAAGGGGUAUUUCUAGAAGUGAAGUGUGCCAGCCUUGGUAGGAUGAGCAACGCCCAUUUGCGCCCGGCGUGUUCAAUUAUGAAUUACACUUGGAACUAGUGGUUGGAUACUCUUUGGUGAAAUCUGUGAAAAAUGGUCUUUACUCGUCCUAGCAAGGCUAGAGCACUUCACGUUGAGAAACACACAAGAUGUUGCGUUGACCACACUAGUCUAUUGGAACGAAUGGGUCUAUUUGGUCUCUGCCAUGUUUGUUUGGUGACUAACGCUGCUUGCAUUAGCAUCAGAUGGCAACAAGGUAGUUUGGACAUAAUUUGCAGAUGGUGUGAAAACACUAGGAACCCUGUCGGCAGCCCCCGAGGGUGGCCAUGCGAAAUGGCAUGUGUUCUAUAUCUAUGGUGUGUUACUAGCCAUGUAAGCAGUGCACACAUCAUCUCUGGAGUGAUUUGGAUGUUUUUAAUCAACGCCCAUCCUUAGUGAUCCCUAUGUCUAGUAAUACCGAAAAGGCACUGCUCUGAGGACGGCUGUCUCGUUUCAGUUGUAUAAGACAGUUUAAGCAUAUUAAUGAAUUACUUAAACCUCUCUUUCCUGCACCAUCGCCUACAGAUCUGAAUCUGCAAAGUAUUAACUUUACUACUGAAGAGCAGGUGUUUUGGGCUAAAGGACGGUUACAUUUUUGUGCUUCAGUAAAUGCAGUAUCUUAACUGACACUUUUUUGAACUUGUAUAAAUCUUUUGCAUAGAACAGUAAGCGUAAUAAGUUCAUACUCAAAUAUUAUUCCAAGUUAAGAAUUAAACCCGUAUAAACCACAAUCCUUGCCUUCUCUGAAACGAUCCUUUUCCACUGCUUAAAAGGUUUUGAACAGACAUGCCUGUACCUACACGUCAAUAGGAGACAUACUCAUUUUCACCUGUGGUACAUGGCUACUGUUAAUGGCAUUUCGAAUUGGCCAAAAAAAAUCCCAACUAUAUUCUCAAUUUUCAACUAUGAUGAGGCUGGCUUGUUGACAUUUGUGCUCAAAUCAAGUGAGACUAUCUAAACUGGAUUCUCUACUCUAGCUGAGUUCCCUAAAUGCAAUAGUCUUCCUGUAAAGAUGACCCCAUCUCAACUAGGGAUGCACCGAUACACAUUUUUUCACUUCCGAUCCGAUACCGAUAUCUAAAUUUGGAUAUCUGCCGAUACCGAUACUACUCCGAUCCAAUACCAACAGCUCAUCAUAUAUGCAUGAAUUUCAACUUGAGGUAGGCCCAAGAUGACUAUUUGGUCAGAAAAGGAAGUCAGAAGAACAGGAAACCAAUUCAUAAGUGAAAGUAUCAAGUAAAAAAGUAACAAUCCCAUCCUGAAAACUAAUAUGCAAGUGUUAUGACUUCAAAUUAAUAUUACACCUGGCUCAAUAUCAGUCCUUUGAAAAUUCCGAUACUUUGGGAAAAUUCCGAUCCGAUCCGAUCUCUGAAAAUAUGUUGAUAUCUGAACCCGAUACCGAUACACCGAUACCGAUAUCCCAUCCCUAAUCUCAACAUGCUUCUAGUGAUUGGCAGGAGGGGCACAGGAGGCUUGUGUAGACUGGACAGCUCUCACCCAUUGCGCCUUAAACCGUUAGGACUUGUCUAGUUUAGCUGAGUGGAUCAACUGAGACGUCCUCAUAUAAAGACUGGAGAUUCUGUGGAGACCAUUGUACUCUCUAUGAUGGAGACAGGGGCAGGGCUGUCAUGUUCUUUUGGUGUGGCCCACUUGAUGGAAGCAGAGGUUCUGAACUCAAAUCUGUUUGGUAAACAAAUAGAUUGAAAUGAAUUUCAACAGGUCAGCUAAGCUGUAUGAACACCAUGUAAUUCUCAGCAUGUUUGGCAUGAAAUAUCAUGUUUUAUGUAAUAGUUUUUAUUUACCUUUUUUUUUCAAAAUUACCUGGUUAUCUUUUUUCCAUAACCAUUGCCAUAUAUAACCCUAAAACAUCAAAAUGUAUCUAUUAAUCAAAUUGUUAAAAUAAAGAGGGUGAAAUAUGA